UUUGUUAGGAAUGCAUGAAUGACAACGGAACGGCUGGCAGCAACUUGCCGAGCUCCGAGAAGUAGAAUUAUCACAAUACCAAUUGCUUCUCAUCAGACAUUUGUCUCUUGUAGAUCUUCAGUUUUCGCCUUAGACAUCGCGCGGUGAGAAUAAUGCUGCCUUGCCAUGCAGAAGCAGGCGCCCAAAAUCGUUUGACGGCACCUGCCAAUGCCAGUCUUGCCACUUACUGAUACAUGGGUGCGAGUAUCUUGACUGCGCACCUUUAUUCUUCGUCUCAUUAUUCUCUUGUUUUCAUUUUUCUCUUUCAUCUCUUACCGAUACGUGAAUAUCCGCCAUGGUGAUGCCGUAGCGAAAUGCCUGAUUACUUCUUCCACGUUGCUGUUGAACUCUUCCCAGAUACCCAGUCCACUGCGCAGUCAAACGAUUAUCACAAACCGCCGAAUCUCAGCCAGUUUUUCAAGGCUUUGAGACCAUUUACGCAUUCCUCAAUACGACGACGCUCAAGAGAUCAUACGACGCAUCAAAUCAAAGUCGAUCCUUCGAAUCGCAAUCAAUCACUAUUCCCUGACAGACCGGGUCCAGUAAACCCAGACGUCUCUCAUUCUGACCCAAAAGAUCACCGCCUAGACAAUAUCCUACUUCAGGCAACAGACAUGGUAUUACAGACAGAGGGAAAGGAGCCGCCACCAGUAAAAGACAAUAUUAUAGAGAAAGGAAUUGGAAGCGCAUUUUCUGGACAUCAUCUUAAAGGGCGAUACGAACCGUUGGAAGGCCAGAACACUGUCGAGGGAUGGGGAAUAGUGCAUCUGUACAGGGACUCUGAGGAGACAUCGGGACUGUACAAGGACUCGGCAUAUAGGUCCAGCGACCUCUGGAGCGAUGGACUGCGUAAUGCUCCUUCUGGGAAGCCUCACCCGCCUCCGAAAGACGAAGAAUGCACGAGUCUGUGUAUCCUGGCAGUACCGUCCUACAUGACUCCAUCAGACUUUCUUUCCUGGGUCGGCGAGGAUACGCGGAGUGAGGUCAGCCAUUUCAGGAUGGUGCGCACGUCCAGAGCGAACAGAUACAUGGUCUUGAUGAAGUUCAAGCAUGGCAAAAAGGCAAGAGAAUGGCAACACGAAUGGAAUGGGAAAGUCUUCAACAGCAUGGAGCCAGAGACAUGUCACGUUGUCUUCCUCAAGUCGGUCGAGCUGAUCCAGACUUCGACUGUGGAGGAGAGCAAUGGACUGAGCUCACCAACGACGAGUUACCCUCGUAUGUCGAAUGACCCUUUCAUACCUGCCGCCACGACCACGAAACCCCUAGCACCUCGGACACCGUCACUGGUCGAACUACCUACCUGUCCCGUCUGCCUGGAACGAAUGGAUGAAACUACCGGACUCCUGACCAUACCCUGUCAGCACGUUUUUCAUUGCACGUGCCUGGAAAAAUGGUCCGGUGGAGGCUGUCCUGUGUGUCGAUAUACGCAUGACGACUUCUCCUCCCGCCUCGGCUCGUCCAAAUUCAAAAGCAAGACUCCUGGCGAGUAUGAAGUGUACGACGGACCACUGGAAUGUGAGGUGUGCCAUGUUGAGACCAGUCUCUGGCAGUGUCUGAUUUGUGGUAAAGUGGGCUGUGGCAGAUACGAAGGCAAACAUGCCUACUCACACUUUGAAGAGAGUGGACACACGUUCAGUAUGGACCUUGAAAGCAAGCGUGUCUGGGACUAUGCCGGCGAUGCAUACGUACAUCGCAUCAUUCAAGAUGCUGCAAAACCUGGCGAGAAACUGGUCGAACUGCCUGGUAGGAGACGCGAGCCAACAGCUCUGGAGGGAGCAGAAGAUAUUGAAGUCGCCAAAAUGGACAAUAUUGCCCUCGAAUAUACGCAUCUACUGACGAGUCAACUUGAAAGUCAGCGUGUGUAUUUUGAGGAAGUGGUUGAAAGAGCUGUGGACAAAGCUUCUGAAGCAAACAAGAAAGCGGAACGUGCGAUGGAAGAAUGCCAUGGAGCAUUGCAGAGACUACACAACCUGGAAAGCGAGCAUGAUGUCGUCGCCAAAGGUAAAGUUCCCGAACUGGAAAAGCAGAACACUCGUUUCCAGACUCGCAGCGCCAAAUUCGAAGAGAUGGCUCGGACGUUCAAUCAGAAAUAUCAGGAAGAGAAAUCUUUGACAGCCAGUCUCAUGGAGCGGGUCAAAUUUCUGGAGGAGACACAAUUGAAACAAUUACAUGAUACUAUCCGACGACUCGAAGAAGACAACGCCACGAAAGACUUGUUGAUGGAGGGACUAAGAGACGAGCAUCGUGAUGCCAUGAUGCAGAUUUCGGCGCAGAGGAAAUUACAGGAGAUGGUCGCGAAUGGAGAAUUGGAGCAGGAAGACCUCGAAGGUGCCGUCAUCGAAGCCGGUCCAGCGAAGAAAGUUCCUAUCAGACAUGGUCGGAGAGUGGGAACUGGCGCAACUCGAUCGGCUGCUCCUCUGCCAGCGACAUCUGGGUCGUCCGCUUCUGCCGAGAGACAUGACGAUGUACAGGCUGCGUAUAGCGAGAUCUUCGGCAGCAGUUCGCGCGGUGACGGCUGGGACGAGCAGAAGGCCAGGAGUAUCAUGGACGAGUGUAAACAGAAGUUGCUUGGUGAGGGACUGUUGGUCCCAGCUGCUCGUGCUGAAAGCGAGGAUAGUGAUGCUGAACUCGAUGGGGAGAAGAUCAAGGCGGCAGGGCCCAGCAAGAAGCGCAAGGGGAAGAGGAAGGCGAAGAAAUGAGUUCUCGAAACGGGAGUGUGGAGAGGACUGAUUGGACUGUUUCAGUGAUACCCACCUAUAGCGACGGCGUUGGAUAUGUAGCGAGCCUCACAGUUGUAGUGGUACAAAUGAAUUACUGCUUCAUUAUU
Messenger RNA from Exophiala viscosa, 2866 nucleotides. RefSeq names its product BRCA1-associated protein. The coding region runs from base 354 to 2738 and encodes 794 amino acids. The record is from RefSeq and is a predicted model, not a curated record. The transcript has a single exon. Lineage: Eukaryota; Fungi; Ascomycota; Eurotiomycetes; Chaetothyriales; Herpotrichiellaceae. Gene Ontology annotation, cellular component: cytoplasm. Gene Ontology annotation, biological process: protein ubiquitination; Ras protein signal transduction. Gene Ontology annotation, molecular function: ubiquitin protein ligase activity; zinc ion binding.